Diatraea saccharalis (sugarcane borer) is the source of this 1824-nucleotide messenger RNA. NCBI's taxonomy places the organism in Eukaryota, Metazoa, Arthropoda, Insecta, Lepidoptera, Crambidae. The record is from the annotation of a GenBank genome assembly.
AUGUCCGCAAAUUACGAUGGAGUUAAUAAAAUUUCGCAAAUCAACACGGUACACCGCAAAGCUGACGUUGAAUGUGAAACAGCUUUCUCGACUUUCAAUGAAGAAAAUAUCGAGGCUGAUUUAUUCCGGGGCUUCGAAAAGGUACCGCAAGUGGUCUUGCCGCGUUACGACAUCUCUCCUUACCUAAAUAAUGCCGUCAAGAAGGGUAAGCUUGCUUUCCGUAGUGAAACCGGAGAGAGUUUAAACUCGAAAAGUUCGUCAAUAUUAAACCGACUAAUACAAGAUUGUUCUGUUAAAGUUGUGAGAGAAAACUUGGAGCUGUUAAGACAGUCUCUUCUCACCAGUUCUCCUAGGUCUGAUAUAUCAGUUGUAGAGUUUGAUGAAAGUAUGGCAAAUUUAAAAUGUAAGAUAUGUGAUAAAGUUUAUGCAAACGAAAAGAAAUUGUUAAAUCAUCAACAAAACAAACACAUGAUUAUUUACAAGCCAGAAACGAAACCGCAGAAACAUGUCUCCUUUUCUGAUCAUGUUAUUGUUCAUGAAGUUAGAGAAUACCAUAAGUGCAGGAAAUGUACAAAACUUUUUGGUGACUACAAAUCACUUAAAGCCCAUAUGAAACUGAAACACAAGAAGCGGAAGUGCUACAUUUGCAAUUACUGCGACAAGGUUUUCAUUGAUCGAAUGUUCUUCAAAGUACAUAUAAGACUUCACUGUGAUGUUUGCGGUAUCUUAAUGCCGAAUAAAUCAAAGUACAUAGAUCACCGACGUAACAUAUGUAGGGUUUUGAAAAUGCAUAAAUGUAAAACGUGUGAUUCGUCAUUCUUUAAAUUUAUGGAUUUGAAAGAUCAUAGUUAUGAACAUCUUAACACAUAUUUCAUAUGCGACAUAUGUAAAGACCAAUUUGAGACUAAAUGUGGUGUUUCUCAUCAUAUUUCGUUUCUUCAUUCUAAAGAACGACCAACAGCGUUGUAUGCAAUGCGUAAUUUGGGUAGUGACCGCUUGUAUCUAUGUAACUUCUGUGAAGAAUGUUCUGUAGAAAGAACUGUACUAGAAGCCCAUGUACAGGCACUUCCAGACCUAUCAAAUCGUGCCAUGACUGGAUAUAAGGAUUAUUAUUUCUGUGAUCAAUGCUUAAAAAAGUUUGAUACUGAACAAGAUAUGUUACAACACAAGUGGACACAUUUUCUUAAAACUAGUGAUAAUUCUCAAGUGCGACCGAAAAGCAUAUUGACUAACGGUAACAAACUUAUGUUUAAGACUACCUAUAAGAUAGAUGAGACUGUACCUGAGUUCAUGAAGCCUCAGGUAGUUCUUAAAAAAUUAGACGACGAUGCUGCAAAUUUUAAAUAUCCUAAUAAUAAUGAGAAACAAGUCAAGAGAGCAAUGAAAAAGACAAUUUUUUCAAACUUUCAGUGUGAGACAUGUGGGAAAUAUUAUUCAUCGAGUUACAGUCUUAAUCGGCAUAUAGAAUCGCAACAUAGUGAUUUUGAAAAUUUACGAUGCAAGGUUUGCGAGGAGACAUUUGUUUGGCCCUCAUUAUUGAAAUCUCACAAAUGUAUACGUCUCAAAAUACCGGAAAUGCCGUUUGAUGACGCAAGACCGGAGAUACACUUUGAUAAUUUACAUGAACUCACUCAGAACGGUUUCGAUGAUUUCAAUAUAACGGACAAUGAUGAUUAUAUGAACUCUGUAGACUUUGAGAUACCAGCGCCAAUAGUUGAACUAUCCGAAGGCACGAACUCUUUUGUGAAUAAUCUGAACUAUGUAGGCCCAUUGCAAAAUUUGGGUUACAAAGUGGUUAUGCAAGAGGUACCGAUAGAAUUUUAA